AGUACAGUAAAAAAUGACUAUGUACCAUUGAAAAAUCUAAUACACAACAUUAAAAAUUACUCUCCACCUAGGAGUACACAACACCCAGAGGUUCUGUUUAAUGUGGACAUGUGGAACUGACACAUUUCAGGAAUCGCUUUUCAGGAGCACAUGUGACAAAAUCCGUACACUGGAACCCAGGGGCGGACUGACCAUUUGGAAACUCGGGCACUGCCGGAGGGCCCGGGGUCAGUAGGGGGCCCCAUGAGAUGCCCCUGGUACCUUUUUCAUAGGUUUUUUUGAGUUUGGGCAAGGACACACAGGGGCCCCAUGAUCCCCUAUUGCCUGGGGGCCCCAU
This is a messenger RNA of Staurois parvus, 337 nucleotides long. NCBI's taxonomy places the organism in Eukaryota, Metazoa, Chordata, Amphibia, Anura, Ranidae. The record is from the annotation of a GenBank genome assembly.